This is a messenger RNA of Oncorhynchus keta (chum salmon), 4199 nucleotides long. It is a transcript of the gene kbtbd4, whose product is annotated as kelch repeat and BTB (POZ) domain containing 4. The transcript has 7 exons. The record is from RefSeq and is a predicted model, not a curated record. Gene Ontology annotation, molecular function: protein binding. Lineage: Eukaryota; Metazoa; Chordata; Actinopteri; Salmoniformes; Salmonidae. The coding region runs from base 158 to 1741 and encodes 527 amino acids.
AAUAGAUCAGAUAGUGGAGCAAAGGUAGGCUGAAAAGAUUUACUAGCCAAUAAAUGAUAUCUUAAACCAGAAUCUGAUAUUGAUUAAACUGUUAGUUAAACAACUCGGCGUGUUUGGUGUCAGCAUAGUGGCGCGCCUAACCCUGCUAGCUGGUGAGAUGGAGUCCAGUAGGGCCAGGUUCGGGGGACAGAGUGUAGGAGCAGGCUCCUUGGUGGCAGAGGAGAACUACUUCCUCGGUUACACCUUUACAGACCGCUCCCACUCCAGCCGCGUGGUGCAGAGCAUCAUGGACCUAUGUCUGCAGGACGGCCUGUUUGCUGACGUGACCGUUAAGGUGGAGGGGAGGGAUUUUAACCUGCACCGCCUGGUACUGUCAGCCCAGAGCAGCUUCUUUAGAUCCAUGUUCACAUCCAACCUGAGAGAGGCUCACACACGUAGCAUCCAACUGAAGGACGUCAGCGCAUCAGUCUUCCAGCUGCUGGUUGACUACAUCUACCACGGGACAGUGAAGCUGACAGUGGAGGAGCUGCAGGACACCUAUGAGAUGGCUGACAUGUACCAGCUGACUGCUCUGUUUGAAGAAUGCUCCCGCUUCCUGUCACGCACCGUAGAUGUCAAGAAUUGCCUACAGGUGAUGUGGCUGGCAGACAGGCACAGUGACCAGGAGUUGUAUACUGCAGCCAAACAUUGUGCUAAGAUCCACCUGGUCCAACUUCACCAGACUGAUGAGUUCCUCAACCUGCCACUCUGUCUCCUCAUGGACAUUAUCAAAGACGGGGUUCCAACCUCUCAGAACCCAACGGUCGCCAUCCAAUCCUGGAUCAACCACAACAAGGUGGAGAGAGAAGAGUUCUCCACUGUUCUCCAGGAGAACCUCAAGGAGAUCGGUGAGAUGGUGCACAUCUACCUGAUAGGUAAGGAGGAGACGAGGACCCACUCCCUGGCCAUUUCCCUGCACUGUGACGAGGACGAUGCCGUCAGCGUCAGCGGCCAGAACAGCCUGUGUCACCAGAUCACAGCAGCCUGUAAACACGGGCCGGACCUCUACGUGGUAGGGGGGUCCAUCCCUCGUCGCAUGUGGAAGUGUAACAUGCAGACCAUGGACUGGGAGCGCUGUGCCCCGCUGCCCCGAGAUCGUCUCAGCCACACCAUGGUCUCAGUCUCGCUCCAGGAUGCCGUCUAUAGUCUGGGAGGUAAGACGCUCCAGGACACACUGUCCAACGCCGUGAUUUACUACACGGUGAAGGACAACGUGUGGACAGAGACUAGCCAUCUGGAUACGGCGGUGUCCGGGGCGGCGGGGGUUAACCUGGGAGGAACCAUCUACAUACUGGGGGGGGAAGAGAACGACAUGGACUUCUUCACCAAGCCGUCACGACUCAUCCAGUGCUUCGACACGAAGACUCAGAAGUGCCAACUGAAGCCUUACGUCCUGCCGUUGGCGGGAGUGAUGCACGCCGCCGCACACAUGGAUCUGCUGUUUAUCGUAGCAGAGGGGGACUCCCUGGUGUGUUACAACCCGCUGUUGGAGAGCUUCACCAGGCUACGCUUCCCCGAGGUGUGGAGCUGUGUGCCGUCCUUCUGGAAGGUGGCCAGCUGUAACGGCUCCGUCUACGUGUUCAGAGAGAGGUGUACAAAAGGAGACGCUCACACGUUGAAGUUUAACCCCGCUACGUCAGCCGUGACUGUUAUCAAGGGGAUUAAGAUACUGCUGACCAACUGGCAGUUUGUCCUGGCCUAAAGUUUAAACUCACUACGGUGAGGGCAUGAGGUAUUUGAGAAUAUAGAAUGGAAAAUAUUCAGAUCCUUUUUACUUUGGCCGUUAAAGUCUUAUUCUCUCAAUCUACACACCAAACCCCAUAAUGACAAAGCAAAAGCAGGUUUUUAGAUAUUUUAGCAAAUUUAUAGAACCUCCCCCUCCCCCAGAAAUAUCUUAUUUACAGUGCCUUGCGAAAGUAUUCGGCCCCCUUGAACUUUGCGACCUUCUGCCACAUUUCAGGCUUCAAACAUAAAGAUAUAAAACUGUAUAUUUUUGUGAAGAAUCAACAACAAGUGGGACACAAUCAUGAAGUGGAACGACAUUUAUUGGAUAUUUCAAACUUUUUUAACAAAUCAAAAACUGAAAAAUUGGGCGUGCAAAAUUAUUCAGCCCCCUUAAGUUAAUACUUUGUAGCGCCACCUUUUGCUGCGAUUAUAGCUGUAAGUCGCUUGGGGUAUGUCUCUAUCAGUUUUGCACAUCGAGAGACUGACAUUUUUUCCCAUUCCUCCUUGCAAAACAGCUUGAGCUCAGUGAGGUUGGAUGGAGAGCAUUUGUGAACAGCAGUUUUCAGUUCUUUCCACAGAUUCUCGAUUGGAUUCAGGUCUGGACUUUGACUUGGCCAUUCUAACACCUGGAUAUGUUUAUUUUUGAACCAUUCCAGUGUAGAUUUUGCUUUAUGUUUUGGACCAUUGUCUUGUUGGAAGACAAAUCUCCGUCCCAGUCUCAGGUCUUUUGCAGACUCCAUCUGGUUUUCUUCCAGAAUGGUCCUGUAUUUGGCUCCAUCCAUCUUCCCAUCAAUUUGAAUCAUCUUCCGUGUUCCUGCUGAAGAAAAGCAGGCCCAAACCAUGAUGCUGCCACCACCAUGUUUGACAGUGGGGAUGGUGUGUUCAGGGUGAUGAGCUGUGUUGCUUUUACGCCAAACAUAACAUUUUGCAUUGUUGCCAAGAAGUUCAAUUUUGGUUUCAUCUGACCAGAGCACCUUCUUCCACAUGUUUGGUGUGUCUCCCAGGUGGCUUGUGGCAAACUUUAAACAACAUUUUUUAUGGAUAUCUUUAAGAAAUGGCUUUCUUCUUGCCACUCUUCCAUAAAGGCCAGAUUUGUGCAAUAUACGACUGAUUGUUGUCCUAUGGACAGAGUCUCCCACCUCAGCUGUAGAUCUCUGCAGUUCAUCCAGAGUGAUCAUGGGCCUCUUGGCUGCAUCUCUGAUCAGUCUUCUCCUUGUAUGAGCUGAAAGUUUAGAAGGACGGCCAGGUCUUGGUAGAUUUUCAGUGGUCUGAUACUCCUUCCAUUUAAAUAUUAUCGCUUGCACAGUGCUCCUUGGGAUGUUUAAAGCUUGGGAAAUCUUUUUGUAUCCAAAUCCGGCUUUAAACUUCUUCACAACAGUAUCUCGGACCUGCCUGGUGUGUUCCUUGUUCUUCAUGAUGCUCUCUGCGCUUUUAACGGACCUCUGAGACUAUCACAGUGCAGGUGCAUUUAUACGGAGACUUGAUUACACACAGGUGGAUUGUAUUUAUCAUCAUUAGUCAUUUAGGUCAACAUUGGAUCAUUCAGAGAUCCUCACUGAACUUCUGGAGAGAGUUUGCUGCACUGAAAGUAAAGGGGCUGAAUAAUUUUGCACGCCCAAUUUUUCUGUUUUUGAUUUGUUAAAAAAGUUUGAAAUAUCCAAUAAACGUCGUUCCACUUCAUGAUUGUGUCCCACUUGUUGUUGAUUCUUCACAAAAAAAUACAGUUUUAUAUCUUUAUGUUUGAAGCCUGAAAUGUGGCAAAAGGUCGCAAAGUUCAAGGGGGGCGAAUACUUUCACAAGGCACUGUAUAUAAGAACCUUUGCUAUGAGACUCUAAAUGUAGCUCAGGUGCAUCCUGUUUCCAUUGAUCAUCUUUGAAAUGUUUCUACAACUUGAUUGGAGUUCACCUGUGGUAAAUUCAAAUUGAUUGGACAUGAUUUGGAAAGGCACACACUAAUAAGGUCCCACAGUUGACAGGUGCAUGUCAGAGCAAAAACCAAACCAUCUAAAUAAUUGUCCAUAGAGACAGGAUUGUGUCGAGGCAGAGAUCUGGGGAAGGGUACCAAAAAAUGUCUGCAGCAUUGAAGGACCCCAAGAAGUUUGGAACCAUCAAUACUCUUCCUAGAGCUGGCCGCCCGGCCAACCUGAGAAAUCGGGGGAGAGGGUCUUGGUCAGCCAGAACCUGAUCAAACAUCGCUGGAGAGACCUGGAAAUAGCUGUGCAGCGACACUCCUCACCCAACCUGACAGAGCUUGAGAGGAUCUGCAGAGAUGAAUGGGAGAAACUCCCCAAAUACAGGUGUGCCAAGCUUGUAGCGUCAUACCCAAGAAGACUCAAGGCUGUAAUCGCUGCCAAAGUACUGAGUGAAGGGUCAGAAUACUUAUGUAAAUGUGAUAUUUCCGUUUGUAUUAUUUGUAAUAAAUUUGCAAAAAAGUA